CCCCAGUGCUGGUCGCUGAUUGGUCCGUGUCUGGGGCGGAAGAAUUCAAUUUCUCCAGUGCUUGGAUUCUGGUCGGUUCAUGUUUUCCGGGCUUGGCUCGGUCGGAUCCCGGGAGGACGUACACCGAAGCGGCACGUAUUGACUGGUGCUUACGGCUUCCCCAUGGCAACGGAGACUAGACACCGGCACGGAUGACGACGGGUUACCGCUAAAACAGCUCUGGCCCUCAAGGUUCCUUAAGAGUUGACGUGAAGCCAUGGCGGACAAUCACUCCAUAACAUCAGAUAACAUGAAGUCUAAUCUUAAUUUCCGUACAAGCUGCCGGAUGAUCAUAAAUCUGCUGAGAGACAAAGAUGCUUCAGUUAGUUUCUCUCCGGAGCAGCCAUUGACACCAGUCACUGACCUCACCAUGGGCUUUAGUAACCUCAGUACUUUCAGUGGUGAAACCCCUAAACGUUGCUUAAAUUUGUCCGACGUAAGUGGGGAUGAAGUUGGCUUGCAACAUUUUGUCUCACCUGUUAAAAUGCCAAAAGAUAAAGGAGACGUUACAAAUUCCUUAUGUAUCCCGCAAAUUGAAUUUUUUACUCCAGAAUCUGAAGUAGAAAGAAAAAAGUGCCAUAAAAAGAAAGUUAAAAGCGUAUUGCCAAGGCUUCUCUGCAGCACACCAAGUUUUAAGAAGUCUUCUGGAUGUCAGAACAACACAAGUAAUAAGGAAAAUGUAAGGGAUAGUGGGACAUUUAAGAAUCCAGGUAAACCAUGUUCUCUGCUGCUUCUCCCGGAAUCAGCUCAUGUACAGUUAUCUCCAACAUUUGGAGGCAAGGAUGAUCCCACUACAGAGUAUGAGGCUGAGAUACAUGUCUUAGGUUCACCUAUCAAUACUGUUCCAACAUGUAUAGAUGAGGGCAAGGGAGACCUUGAUGGAUUCUCAGAAUUUUUUGCCAUGGACGAUGAAGAGGAUGCUGAGAAUACAUCCACGGUAGCUGCUAAUGUGUCCUCUUCAAUGGCAGUUUUGCUGAGUGGACCCUUCCUAAAUCAGGAUGUUGAUGUCAGUAAUGGGUCUAUGAACCGAAGUCGCCUUUACAGAUCACCAUCAAUGCCAGAGAAACUAGACCGACCUGUGCUAAAGAGGACAGUGAGACCCCAAGAUAAUGAAACUCCAGUUAAGGUGAAAAGAAGGCGCAGCACUAGCAGCCCCCUCCAACCUGAAGCAGAUGAGAACGGCCGAACAAGGAGACGAGGCACCUCUCUGAAGAAGACUCUUUCUUUAUGUGAUGUGGACAUUUCAAAGGCUUUGGAUGAGGAUUACAGUCACAGGCAGCUCGUAGGAGACUUUUCAAAGGUUUAUGCUCUGCCUACCGUGACCGGACGUCAUCAGGAUCUCCGCUACAUAACAGCUGAGACUAUGGCAGCCUUAAUUAAUGGAGAAUUCAGCAGUCUGGUGGAGAAGGCUUACGUUGUUGACUGUCGCUAUCCAUAUGAAUAUGAAGGGGGUCAUAUCCAGGGAGCUUUAAAUCUUCAUCGACCAGAAGAUGUGUUGGAUUAUUUUCUCAAGUGUCCUUUGGUACCUUCAUUGGCAGAAAAGCGCAUUAUCCUGGUGUUUCACUGCGAGUUCUCAUCUGAAAGAGGUCCAAAAAUGUGUCGCUUCUUGAGAGAAGAAGAUCGUGCCAGGAAUGACUAUCCAAGUCUUUAUUAUCCAGAGGUGUACCUACUAAAAGGGGGAUACAAAGAGUUUUUCCCACAAUACAAGGCUUUGUGUGAGCCUCAAAGCUACUGCCCGAUGCAUCACCAGGAUUAUCAACAAGAACUACUAAAAUGUCGUACAAAAAGCAAAUCCUGGGCCGGAGAACGGAAGAGGCGGGAACAAAUAGCCCGGUUAAUGAAACUGUAGCAUACAGCUUGGAUGCGUCUUCAACUACGUUGUCAAGAACUUGAAUAUAAACACCUUGCGACACUACAUCACUACCAAAAUAACCAUGGCUGCUUCUAGAGGAUGCCCUCAUCUGUACUGCUCUCACUGUGAACUAAUUUUAUUAUAUUUACUAUAAAUUAAAAAAAAAAAUGCAAGUAUGCACUAGAGGUAUACGUGCCUUUGGGAAGAAGUUUAGGUUUGACUAGGAGAUACAAAUGUUUAUGUGAAUGGUGAACAAAAGUGCCUUCUUACCUUUCUGAAAGCGGCUUGGAAGAGUGAAAUCUCCUUACAAAUCAUGUCCUUUAUGCAGACCAGCACUAAUUCAUACAUCUACUAUGAACCUGCAAUGAGUACAAGCUUUAUUAAAGGGGUACUCUGCUGCCCUGCUUCGGAAGCGCCGCUCCCCAGCGUCCGGAAGUUUAUUGUUCCGAACG
Molecule: messenger RNA, 2343 nt
Organism: Hyla sarda
Lineage: Eukaryota; Metazoa; Chordata; Amphibia; Anura; Hylidae
Gene: CDC25C
Product: cell division cycle 25C
Exons: 17
Coding region: 257-1888 (543 amino acids)
Biological process (GO): positive regulation of G2/MI transition of meiotic cell cycle; positive regulation of G2/M transition of mitotic cell cycle; G2/M transition of mitotic cell cycle
Cellular component (GO): cytoplasm; nucleus
Molecular function (GO): protein tyrosine phosphatase activity
Source: RefSeq, a predicted model, not a curated record